This is a messenger RNA of Cynoglossus semilaevis (tongue sole), 2729 nucleotides long. It is a transcript of the gene sgk2a, whose product is annotated as serum/glucocorticoid regulated kinase 2a. The record is from RefSeq and is a predicted model, not a curated record. The transcript is spliced from 13 exons. Gene Ontology annotation, biological process: protein phosphorylation. Gene Ontology annotation, molecular function: protein serine/threonine kinase activity; ATP binding. The coding region runs from base 201 to 1280 and encodes 359 amino acids. NCBI's taxonomy places the organism in Eukaryota, Metazoa, Chordata, Actinopteri, Pleuronectiformes, Cynoglossidae.
GUUCGAGGUGGUGAUUUCUUCACAUUGUCACAGCAUUGACAAAAAUAUGACUGUGCUGAUUUAACUUCACACUUUUUGCUUUCCCCCCUCUGGAUUAAUGUAUUUCUGAACUAAAUGUUCAAUUGUUACUGCUGUUGGCGUUAGCGCUGAAGUCAACCUGGAUAAGUUUAAGCAAAGUGGGACUGGAAUGGAUAUGAGCUAUGGCAGACUGUAAUUCACCAACCUCCUCCCCUCAUGAUGACGUCAACCUUGGGCCUUCAGCAAACCCACAUGCCAGGCCCACUGACUUUGACUUCUUGGCUGUCAUUGGCAAAGGCACUUUUGGAAAGGUGCUGCUUGCCAAGCUCAAAGCUGACAACAAAUUCUACGCCGUCAAAGUGCUGCAGAAGAAAGUGAUCCUGAAGAAGAAAGAGCAAAAGAAUAUUAUGGCAGAGAGAAAUGUUCUGCUGAAGAGUCUCAAACACCCGUUCCUGGUUCGACUUCACUACUCCUUCCAGACCUCAGAGAAACUCUACUUUGUCCUGGACUAUGUCAACGGAGGAGAGCUGUUCUUCCACCUGCAGAAGGAGAGAUGUUUCUCCGAGGCCAGGGCCAGGUUCUACACUGCUGAGGUGGCCAGUGCUAUCGGCUACCUUCACUCUCUCAACAUAGUUUACAGAGAUCUGAAACCAGAGAAUAUUCUUCUUGACUCUCAGGGUCAUGUGGUUAGAACAGAUUUCGGCUUGUGUAAAGAGGGUGUAGAACCAGAGGGAACCACCUCAACCUUCUGUGGAACACCAGAAUACUUGGCUCCAGAGAUUAUUCGCAAGGAACCGUAUGACAGGACCGUGGACUGGUGGUGUCUGGGAACUGUGCUCUAUGAGAUGAUCUACAGUCUGCCUCCCUUCUACAGCCGUGAUGUAGGUGAAAUGUAUGAUGGGAUACUCCACAAACCUCUGCACAUGCCUCCAGGAAAGUCUGACGCCAUCCGCUCUCUACUGGUGGGACUUCUUCAGAAAGACCCACACAGACGCCUGGGCUCCAUCGCUGACUUUUUAGAAAUAAAGAACCACAUCUUCUUCACUCCCAUCAACUGGGACGACCUCUACCAUAAGAGAAUCACUCCUCCCUACAAUCCUAAUGUGAGAGGACCAGCUGACACGCAGCACAUUGAUCCAGAAUUCACCAGAGAAAUGGUUCCCAACUCGGUGAGUCGGACUCCGGAGUUCAGUGGCAGCACCAGCUGCAGCAACGCCUUCGUCGGAUUCUCCUAUGUGUCCAAUGAGGACAGUUUUCUGUGAGACACUAUAGAACCUCAGCACAUUCUGGAAACAUCAGUAACUACAGCAGACUUGUCCGUCGACCAUGAUUGACAGCUGAGGUAUUUAAGAUUUUUUAUUAGAUGCCAGAAGAACGUUGGGUUUAUUUAGGCCUUACAAACAUCUGAAGAACACACCUUAAAAAACACCUGCUGUAAUAUUAGUUAGUAAGAUAAUGUUCCAGGAUUAUUCAUUAAUGAACCAUCUGUCCGUAUAUUUGCACCUUUUGUCUGGUUGUUUUCCCAGGUAUGCUCCGAGGGAGGAAGUGAAGCUUAUGAAGAUAUUUGUGGUGAAGUAAUAAAGAGCAUGUAAUGUUGUUGUUUUUAAAAAGGCAUGGAACCAUGUUUUUAUCUUCGUUCAGAUUCAAUAUAGUCUUUGUAUUUAUCUUAAAGCCAGGGUGGGAUGAUCACUGCCAGCAUUUGUACUGUAUAUCUGAUCCAUGAUGGACAGUGUUUCAUAACUGAGAAUGACUUUUAUGGAAUGAUGAAAUGACACCAAUCCUUCUGCCUUAAUUAUGUAAAAUUCCAGUCCAAAAUAAAAAAGAGGUGAUCAAUUAAUUGAAGAUAUUUUACUAUUGCAACAAAUGUUAAAACUUGUAUUGUUGGUUUAUUCCAGUGUGUAAUGGCUUCCUGUGUUGUAAUUUUUCUUUUACUGUUCUAGCCUGAGAGGGCACACAGUGAUGAGUUGUGUUUCCUGAUACUAACCAGCUAAAACAGACCAUGGCGUUACAAAACAUUACACACAAUGUAUCUAUAUAGACAGACUUAGCUGUGAAGAAGGACUCUGCACCAUCGUGGUUAGAAUUUUACAUCCCCCAGAAAUGAAGUUAAUGAUAACUAGAGUUUGAGGUUGGCUGUGAUGGAUCAUAGAGUAGAAAAUGUUUGUCAUAUGUUUUGCUAUUUUUUUUGUUCUCAUUCAUAAAUUAACAUAAAAUAUUGUUUUCCAUCUGAUGUUAAACCUCAAUCUCUGCAGCCAACAUCUGUGUGGGAAACAAGCUCGUGUGGCAAAUGGGCUAAAAAGCAGGAUGCAUAUAUUUCAUCUGGGCCAUUAUGCCAAUAGAGCCCACAUGAUAAUUCAUAUGACAAUUAUACUCUGUAGAGUUUGACCUACUAUGAUUUGCCCACACAUACAUGCCAAUAUUUCUUAUUUUCUACAUAGAAAAGGUAAUAAUAAAUCAAACGGCUGUCAAAACAUUGACGUGCACUUCUUAAUGAACCAUUAAACUUGACGUAAGCAAAGCAGAAACAGUGUGUGACAACUGUUUUCAACGUUGUUCCAUGUUGCAAUAGUUUAACUGUUGACUCUUAUACUUAAAUACCCACACAAUUUCUGAACAAUGUUUUUGGUCUAAUAAGUCUCCAUGCAGUUGCAAGUUCUAUAAACUAAUGUAACUAAUGUGUAGCUAAAAUGUUAAAUAAAUCAGAUAAAUUC